Molecule: messenger RNA, 3261 nt
Organism: Monopterus albus (swamp eel)
Lineage: Eukaryota; Metazoa; Chordata; Actinopteri; Synbranchiformes; Synbranchidae
Gene: paics
Product: phosphoribosylaminoimidazole carboxylase, phosphoribosylaminoimidazole succinocarboxamide synthetase
Exons: 15
Coding region: 16-3111 (1031 amino acids)
Biological process (GO): 'de novo' IMP biosynthetic process
Cellular component (GO): cytosol
Molecular function (GO): phosphoribosylaminoimidazolesuccinocarboxamide synthase activity; DNA binding
Source: RefSeq, a predicted model, not a curated record
CAGGUCAGCUCAAACAUGGAGAGAGGAGCUGAGACACAAAGAGGAGGUGAUAGGGAGGUGAUGGAAGGAAAAAGCUCAGCGGAGAGGCCAUGGGGGGAGGCAGAAGUGCUGGCUCUCAUGUCAGUGUGGGACGAGGUGGGAGCUCAGCACGUAGCUGAGAGCAGAACCACAUUUGAGCUGAUCUCAGAGCGUCUGAGGAGGCUUAGUGUUGUGCGCAGCUGGUGGGAGUGUCAGGCCAAAAGCAGGAGCCUGGGACUUCAGAGCAGGAAGCCUGAUGCAGCAGCAGGCACUUCAGCAAACUACAGCCCAGGAGUGGAUGGAAGGCCGGUGAAGGGCUGGGAGAAAGAGGUGGAAGAUGUGGGUAAUCAAAGAGGAAUCUACCUUCCCUCAGUCACUACCCAAAUGCAGGAAGGAAUUAACAGUCGAAUCCAUCAAGCUCUUCCUUACUCUCCAAGUGUGGCUGAAGAGGGGGGCCGCCACUGGACAGACGAUGAGGUGCGGGCACUGUUGUGUGUCUGGGCUGACUGGCGUAUUCGAGAGCGCUUGAAGUGCACGCUACGCAACAAGUCCAUCUUCCAAGAGAUGGCCCGUCAGAUGCAGAGAAAGUUUGGAGUGGUACGGACAUGGAAACAAUGUCGAACAAAGUACAAGAACUUGAAAUACGACUACAAGACUGCCAGGAGCGCUCAUGCUGCUGGGGGCGGCAGCACUGCAGGCCCAGGGAAGUACAUGAAGUUCUUUGAGGAGGUGGAAGCCAUUCUGCUGGACCGUGAACUGGAAAACUGCUCAUUGGAGAUGCAGAGGAGGUUGGGUAAAGAAGAUGUGACAGCAGGGAGGCUACAAACCCCAGAAGGCCACACAGCACAGACCACAGCCUCAGAAAAUGAGGUCAUCAUAGAAAUUGACGAUGAUGACAACAGUGAUGAUUAUGAUAUGGAUGGAGACAUCGAAGCCAAGUGGAUCGGAACUGAUGCCCAACUAACAGAUCCAUCCAGCUCUGACCAGUUCCAUGUUGUCACAGUGUCAGACACAGGGCGAAACUGGAGCGAUCAGGAGGUGCGAGCCCUAAUUCAAGUCUGGUCUGAUGAGCGUGUGUGCAGGCAGUUGGAGAGCUCCACCAGAAAGAGAGACAUCUUCGUCCAGAUCUCCAACAGGUUAAUGCAGCAAGGCAUUGAACGCGACUGGAAACAGUGCCAUACCAAAUACAAAAACCUCAAGUACCUUUACCGUUCCCUCCAAAGGGGUAAGAGCGAUGAAGCUGACCCAAGACGCCUUAUGAAGUUCUACGAUGAGGUGGAUGCUAUUAUGAAUCACACAACUAAUGGCUCCCCAAAUACCAGACCUGCAGACCACAAAGCAGAUUCAGGAGGACUUGGGACGCCGGAGGGCGAUCAUGUAGAUGUCUGUUUGACAAAGGCAAACACAGUGAUGGAAACAGCAGGAGUGACGGAGGAGAGAACUUAUGGCUCCAAUUCUGUCUCAUCUAUAAACAUCAGUGUUGCACCAAAGAAUGAAGAACCAAGGCUGCAGACAUUAAAGGAGCAUCGCAUGGAUCAACAACACAGAAUGAUGAACUCGACUGAAACUAGGGUAGAAAUGGAGAAAACCUAUCCAGAAAACAGGGGAAUGAAGAGGAAAGCUGUGGAUCAAGACCCCUUACAGACAGCAAUGAAAAAACACAACAGUGGCUCUGACGUUGCUGAUAAUGCGGCAGCCCAGUUUAAAGAAGAGCAGGAUCACAUCCCAAUAAUAAAGAUCAGUUCAGUGAGUUCACUGGCCUCCCCUAGUCCAUCAUCAGAGAGAGAGGAUUGUAGGUUGAUAAUGAGCACUGCCAUGACCUCCGCACCAGACUUGAAGAUCGGCCAGAAGCUGAAUGAGGGAAAGACGAAGCAGAUUUUUGAGCUGGUGGACCAGCACGGUCUGGUUCUGGUCCAGUCCAAAGACCAGAUCACUGCUGGGAAUGCAGCGAGGAAAGACCAGAUGGAGGGCAAGGCAGCCAUCGCCAACAAAACGACCAGCUGCGUUUUCAAGUUGCUCCAAGAAGCUGGCAUUAAGACUGCCUUUGUGAAGCAGCACUCGGACACAGCGUUCAUUGCAGCUCAGUGUGAGAUGAUUCCCAUUGAGUGGGUGUGUCGGAGGGUGGCGACCGGAUCCUUCCUCAAGAGGAAUCCAGGAGUUAAGGAAGGCUACCGCUUCUCCCCCUUGAAGAUGGAGAUGUUCUUUAAAGAUGAUGCCAACAAUGACCCUCAGUGGUCAGAGGAACAGCUGCUGGAGGCCAAGUUCUCUCUGGCUGGGCUCACUAUUGGCCAGUGUGAGGUGGACAUCAUGAAUCGCAGCACUGUGGCCAUCUUUGAGAUUCUGGAGAAGGCCUGGGCCACUCAGAACUGCACACUGGUGGAUAUGAAAAUAGAGUUUGGUGUGAAUAUAAAGACUCAAGAUAUUGUCCUUGCUGACGUGAUCGACAAUGAUUCGUGGAGGCUGUGGCCAGCUGGAGAUCGAAGCCAGCAGAAAGAUAAGCAGGUGUACCGAGACCUGAAGGAAGUUACUCCAGAGGCAAUGCAGAUGGUGAAGAGAAAUUUUGAGUGGGUCUCUGAAAGGGUCCAGCUACUGCUGGAGCCUCAGGCCAGGGGCAGGGUGGUGGUUCUGAUGGGCUCCACCUCCGACAUGGCCCACUGUGACAAAAUCAGGAAGGCAUGUAUGUCCUAUGGAAUUUCCUGCGUCCUCAGAGUCACGUCGGCACACAAAGGUCCAGAUGAGACACUGCGCAUCAAAGCAGAAUAUGAAGGCGACGGCGUACCUACUGUGUUUGUGGCUGUAGCUGGGAAAAGCAAUGGCCUCGGUCCGGUGAUGUCAGGAAACACAGCUUAUCCUGUCAUCAACUGCCCACCUCUGACUCCAGACUGGGCAGCACAAGAUGUCUGGUCAUCCCUGCGUAUGCCAAGCGGUCUUGCCUGCUCUACAGUCAUCUCCCCGGAGGCUGCUGCUCAGUUUGCAGCACAGAUCUUUGGCUUGACUGAUCACCUGGUGUGGUGCAAACUGAGGGCCUCCAUACUCAACACCUGGGUAUCUCUCAGACUAGCUGACAAGAAGCUGCAGGCCUACAACUUCUGAGAUGGCUCAGACCUCUUGAGUCUUGUUUCUAGGGCUUCGUUUUGUCAGAUUCAUUUUGUUUACCAUGAAAAAACCUUAACAGUAGAUGUAAUGUAUAUGUACUUUCUCACACUGGAAUCAUUCCAUUAAAAAGCUUCUUAAUUAAAUGCA